GCUUUGAAAUCUUUGGAUAUUGACAAACACAAAUCUGACAUUAUUUAUUUAUAGAGGAGAUCAAUCAAUUGAAGCUGCAACGUUAGAAAAGAAAACAAUUGCAAGCGGUUCGGUGCUGGAAAACAGACUUGGGGAAGGCUUACAGAGCGGAAAGAACCAGAGGGCACAGUGCGACGGUAAAAACUUCUGAGGUAACAAAGGAGAUUCAUUUCAGAUUCCAUUUGGCUGAGAAAACCGUGGCUUACCGGAAGGUGAAAGUUUGAUGGGAGGUGAUUGGCCGAAAUUUUCUGGGUUGGCCGAAUAGUUUUCCGACUCUCCCUGUGGCGGUCGAUGGUGGAGAAGGAGCAAAUCACACAGAAAAACUAACCUUCGGCGUCUUUGGGUGUCUUCCGACGGCGGCGAGAUUGAACAACUAUUGAGGAUUAACUUUCAACAUUUUCGUAAUAAUUAAGAAGAACUGAAAGCGGUUUGAAAGAAAUGGAAGAUGAUCAUGAUGUGGAACAGGUAUCUGAAACCAAUAGUCAACAAUCAAAUGGGAGUACUUCAGAUGCAGCUCACAAGGCAAAUUUUGACAUUGGCGAAGAAUUGAAAGAUGACAAUCUAAAUGAAGAUCAAAGGCGUACACCAAGAGUCCAAACACGUGAGCAACCUAGAAGAUUAGUAAAAACUGUUCGUAGUCAACAUGCUAGCCGAAUCAACGAGAGUACCUCGGAUGCAACUCGCUCGACAGCUUUUGAAAAUAUUGAUCAUGAAGAAAAAGAUGCUAAUUUUGAUAUAAUUGGUCACGAAGAAGUAGCUACUAAGUCUGGCAUUGUUCCCAAUAAAGCAACAGCUUUUGGCAUUGGUGGAGAAGAAGAUGACAAUCUAAAUGAAGAUUUCUAUGAAGAUCAGAGGCGUACGCCAAAAGUCCAAAUGCGUGAGCAACGUAGAAGAUUAGGAAAAACUGUUCCUAGUCAGCAUGCUAGCCAAAUCAAUGAGAGUACUUCGAAUGCAGUUUGCCCACCAGCUUUUGAAAAUAUUGAUCAUGAAGAAGAAGCUGCUAAUUUCGACAUUGUUCCUAAAGAAGCAGCUGUUUUUGACAUUGGUGAAGAAUUGGAAGGUGACAAUCCAAAUGAAGAUCAGAGGCGUACGUCAAGAGUCCAAACACGUGGAGAAGAUGAUGACUAUUGGAAUGAAGAUAGACAAAAAUCAGGAUUAGAUAUAAUUCGAAAAUGUGAGAGACAAAAACCUGUUAUCAUUAGCAGAUCAGGAUGGUCGACAAUGAAAGUUCCUGCACCUAUGUUCAAAGUCGACAAAGGUGCUUAUGUCCCCAAGAUUGUCUCUAUUGGUCCAUUUCAUUAUAAUGAACCAAGUCUACGAGCCAUGCAAACUCAAAAACGGCGGUUUCUUAAUCGCCUUAUUCAAAACAAGACAGGGCAGCCUAUCCUUAAAGAAAAUCUUAAAAAUGCCAUGAGAGAAUUGGAGGAAAUGACCAGAAAUUUUUAUGCAGAAGACUUUCAGGCUAUAAAGUCUAAUGAUUUUGUGCAGAUGAUGCUCCUUGACGGCUGCUUCAUUGUAGAAAUCCUACGUUUAUACGAGAAAAAAUAUGUGGGGGAGCCUAUUUUUGAAACACGAUGGAUACUUUCAAAUAUCUCUCGCGAUUUACUUUUGUUGGAGAACCAACUCCCUAUGUUUGUACUGCAGAAGAUUUUUGAACUUACUACCGGGGAAGGAGAGGCAAGUCCCGAUCUGAAUACGCUUGCUCUUGGAUUUUUUAAACCCUUGAGACUUGGGAAGGAUGAAUUUGCGACACUUAAGUUGAAAAAGUGCACCGAUGGGUAUAUACAUCUGUUGGCUUUGUUUCACUCUACCUUAACUUCAAAGGAUAACAUAUACCCAAAGCAGCUUGCAAAGAGGGAAAAGAAAAAAAAACAUCUUAUUCGUCCUGGGAAAGGUUGGGUGCAUAAUGCCAAAACACUUCGUUAUGCUGGUAUUGAGUUAAAAAACAAUUCUGAUAGCAUUCUUGACAUACAGCUUAAAGGCAAGACGUUGAAUAUUCCGACCAUGACCAUCCAUGAUGGCACCAGCCCUUUGUUGAGGAACUUGAUAGCCUAUGAACAAAACAACCGCUCUGCAGCUCCAUAUUUUUGCUGUCUUGCAGUGUUCUUGGGCAGUAUAGUGGAUACGAUCGAGGAUGUCAAGAUUCUUCGUGAUGCCGGGAUUAUCAAACAGGCAAAGGGUGGAGACGAGGAGGUGGCAAAUCUUCUCAACAAUCUCACUAAUGGGCUGGUGUUUGAUAUUGAUAAGGAGGACUGCUACAUGAUAGAGCAAAUCGAAAACAUCAACCGUCUUUGUCAAGCACACAACACUAGAGUUCAAUUUCGCCAUCUUGUCUAUAGGUUGAACUACAAGGGAUUACUUAUAACAUAUGCUUCCAUCCUGGUUACAAUCAUCUUUUCCCUUUUAGCUGCUAAGUUUGCAAGUUACAACCCCUUAGCUAAUCAGCACUAUUCACAGCCAGAACCUCUACCUCCACCUCCACCUCCACCUCAACUUCCACCUCUGUAUCUGCAUCCACCUUCACCUUCACCUCUACCUCUACCUUCGCACUUGUAUACACCUCCACCUCCACCUCCACCUUCACCUCCACCUCCACCUCCAUCUCCUUAUCUGCGUCCACCUCCACCUCUAUCCUAUUUGCCUUUCCCUCUACCUCCACCUUCAUGGCCAGAACCUCCACCUCCACCUCCACUUCAACCUCCACCUCCGUAUCUGCAUCCACCUCCACCUUCACCUCUACCUUCGCACUUGCAUACACCUCCACCUCCACCUCCACCUCCACCUCCACCUCCACCUCCGCCUCUACCUCCACCUUCACCUCCACAUCUGUGUCCACCUUCACCUCCACCUCCACCUCCGCAUCUGCGUCCACCUCCACCUCUGUAUUUGCAUCCACCUCCACCUCCACCUUCACCUCCGCAUCUGCGUCCACCUCCACCUCCAUCUUCGUAUCUGCAUCCACCUCCACCUCCACCUCCUCAUUUGCCUCCACAUUUGUGUCCACCUCUACCUCCACCUUCACCUCCACCUCUACCUCAGCAUCUGUGUCCACCUUCACCUCCACUUCCGCCACCUCCAUCUCCGUAUCGGCGUCCACCUCCACCUCUACCUCUGCAUUUGCCUCCGCAUUUGUGUCCACCUCUACCUUCACCUUCACCUCCACCUCUACCUCCACAUCUGCGUCCACCUCCACCUCUGUAUCUGCGUCCACCUCCACCUCCACAUCUGCGUCCAUCUCUACCUCCACCUCCACCUCUACCUCCGCAUUUGCCUCGGCAUUUGUGUCCAGCUCCACCUCCAGUUCCAGCUCCAGCUCCACCUUCACCUCUGCAUCUGCGUCCACCUCCACCUCCACCUCCGCAUCCGUGUAAAUGUCCAUAAACAUUACGACAAAAAUAAAACAUAAUUUGAAAUGGUUGAUGCAGGUUUAUCUGGUGGAGUUGACAUUGAUGAUUGAGUCCCGCGUUUGCAAAUCAUUUAGCUUAAUAUUGGUUUUUUAAUAAAAUUGAGAGUAUUCUGAAUCUCAUGUAGAAGUGUUUUUUCAUUUUUUGUUUUUUUGUUUUUUGUUUUUUGUUUUUGUUUUUGUUUUUUAAAUCAAGUUGUGGAUGCUAUGUUGUUGUUUCA
Messenger RNA from Carya illinoinensis, 3663 nucleotides. RefSeq lists its product as uncharacterized. The record is from RefSeq and is a predicted model, not a curated record. The transcript is spliced from 3 exons. Bases 478 to 3420 code for a protein of 980 amino acids. NCBI's taxonomy places the organism in Eukaryota, Viridiplantae, Streptophyta, Magnoliopsida, Fagales, Juglandaceae.